This is a messenger RNA of Sphenostylis stenocarpa, 285 nucleotides long. The record is from the annotation of a GenBank genome assembly. Lineage: Eukaryota; Viridiplantae; Streptophyta; Magnoliopsida; Fabales; Fabaceae.
AUGGCUCGCUCUUUCGCUACCGUCAACACUUUCUCUGCUCUUCUCCUCAACGGAUUCUCCAACGCUCUCACCAGACGCGGGUACUCUGUUGCAACACGCAGCGCGACAAGGGGAGGAGUGGCCUCCAUAGCAGGCAAGACAGGGGAAGAGAAAGGAGCGUCCACAUACGAGGUUUCGUGGGUGCCAGAUCCUGUCACUGGUUACUACAAACCAGAGAACAUCAACGAGGUUGACGUCGCCGAUUUGCGUGCUACCCUUCUUGGCAAAAAGUUCAUUAACAACUAA